Cucumis sativus (cucumber) is the source of this 2936-nucleotide messenger RNA. Its product is annotated as serine/threonine-protein phosphatase 6 regulatory ankyrin repeat subunit B. The record is from RefSeq and is a predicted model, not a curated record. The transcript has 2 exons. The coding region runs from base 578 to 2641 and encodes 687 amino acids. Gene Ontology annotation, molecular function: protein binding. Lineage: Eukaryota; Viridiplantae; Streptophyta; Magnoliopsida; Cucurbitales; Cucurbitaceae.
AAAGAGAAUUGAAAAAUGAAAGCUAAAAUCUCUCUUGUUGAUUUAGUCGGCCAUGGCGUCUUACCAGUUUGUAUAGAAGAAUUCAUUUUCAAUUCAAAAUUCAUCAUUAUUCUCCUCCCCCAUUGAAUUGAAACUCCCAAAAAUCUGUUCCAACAAGACGCUACCAAUACAUUUCGUUUUUCUUCCAUAUCUCUCACGAGUCACGACCUUCAUUUCAACACUUCCACCCUCCACCUUUCUCCUUCAAUAAUCCAUCAAUGAAACAACCCCCGAUUCCUCCUUUUUUCUGAAUUCGCAGCUUUCUCUGUUCCCAAUAAUGGCUACUCCACUCCCUUUCUCUCUCUUUAAUCCCCUUCCUAUUACUUCCUUCUUCCUUCUUUGAUUUCCCGCCAAAUCCCUCUUCAACCCAUCUCCAAACACCUUCUUCCUGACUCUUUUUUCUCCAAAUUUUUUCAUAAUUUCAUCGCCGUUCUCUCUUUAAACCUCCUGGGGUCUCGUAUCUUUUUGUUAUAUCCAAAAGGGGGUUUUUUUUUUCUCUCAAACUGUCGCUUUUUUUGCCUUUUCUCUGCCUCUUUUAAUGCCUCCGACGUAUUUCCCUCUCCGGUGGGAGAGCACCGGUGACCAGUGGUGGUACGCUUCUCCGAUAGAUUGGGCAGCUGCUAAUGGUCACUACGAUUUAGUCCGGCAGCUUCUCCGGUUAGACGGAAACCAUCUCAUCAAACUCACAUCUCUCCGCCGAAUUCGUCGCCUCGAGACCGUUUGGGAUGAUGAAGAACAGUUUCAUGAUGUCGCUAAAUGCCGUUCUGAUGUUUCUCGAAAGCUUUUAAUGGAAUCCGAAUCGAAGAAAGGGAAAAACUCCCUAAUCCGAGCUGGCUACGGCGGGUGGUUGAUUUACACCGCCGCUUCCGCCGGCGAUUUGGGGUUCGUUCAAGAACUUCUCCAGAGAAACCCUUUGCUUGUUUUUGGAGAAGGGGAAUAUGGGGUUACGGAUAUUCUCUACGCCGCCGCUAGGAGUAAGAACGAUGGGGUAUUUCGGAUUCUGUAUGAUUUUGCUAUCUCCCCGAGAUUCUCCACGGGGAGAGGAGGGGUUCUGGAUGAACAUAUCGGAGAGAUUCCGGCCGUUUAUAAAUGGGAAAUGAUGAACAGAGGUGUUCAUGCCGCCGCCAGAGGAGGUAACUUGAAGAUUUUGAAGGAGCUUCUUGCGGAUUGCUCCGACGUGUUGGCUUGCAGAGAUGCUCAAGGAUCUACAGUUUUACAUGCAGCUGCAGGAAGAGGACAAGUUGAGGUACUUAAAUAUCUUGUCCAAACAUUCCCUAUCAUCAAUUCCAUAGACCAUCAGGGGAAUACAGCAUUGCAUAUUGCUGCUUGUAGGGGCCAAUUGGCUGCAGUUGAAGCUCUUAUUGCAGCAUCUCCCUCGUCCAUCUCUUUAAGAAACAAUGCUGGUGAAACUUUUUUGCAUAAAGCCAUUUCUGGCUUCCAAACUCCUGCUUUUCGUCGACUUGACCGACAAAUUGAUCUUCUGAAGAAUGUGAUUUGUGGCAAAGUUCAUAAUAUGGAUGACAUUAUCAAUGCCAGAAACAAUGAUGGAAGGACUGCUCUUCACAUGGCUGCCAUUGGGAAUGUUCACUCUGAUCUCGUUCAACUUUUGAUGACUACUGGCUCGAUUGAUUUGAAUGUUCGAGACAUGGAUGGGAUGACGCCGCUUGAUUAUCUUAGACAAAACACACAAUCUGCUUCAGCAGACGUAUUAAUAAGGCAGCUCAUUUCUGCUGGAGGAAUGUUUGGUUGUCAUGACUAUAAUACGAGAAAGGCCAUAGCUUCACGGUUGAAGAUGCAGGGACUCGGAAGCAGUCCUGGGACCUCUUUUCGAGUCUCAGACACUGAAAUAUUAUUGUAUACCGGCAUUGAGAAUGCUUCAGAUACCAUACCGGAUCAUGGCAGUGCAGGAAUGAGCUCUUCCUCGGUUGAGUUGAGUCCAUACGAUUUACCUAAUGAGAAUCCCAACUCAUCAUCAACUAUUAAGAAAUCUGGUUCUGUAAAUUCAGCAGCUCAACGAUUAAAAAGCGUCUUCCAUUGGCCAAGAAUAAAAGAUAAGAAGAAAAGUGAGACAUCCAAGAAGCAAAUGGAUGAGGGCUCCAUUGAAGAAUCACACAAGAAAUACAGCAGUUCAGAUGAGGCUCCAACUCCAACCCCUUUAAGGCAAAGGUUCUCAAAGCCAUUGACUCUUCCCAACCACAAACGGACACUUUCGGUUAGAAGCAAUCAAUCGAGCCCGUCUGCUAAGAAAAAACAUGCUACCGGUCUAAUGCGUGGAGUCUCUCAGGGCAUGCCACACGUUGUCAUUCCCCAUCGAUCCCGCUCUAGCUCAUUUUCAAAAUCAUCGCUUUCUUCACCAGGUUCAGUAGAUAAACAGAAAGGUAUUUGUUUUGACAGUGAUGGUGCAGGGCCAUCUUAUUCAAACCAAGCCAUUGGCAAUGAAACACCGAAUCUCGGGAAACAAGGAUCGGUCGAUAGGAAGUUGAGGAGCCAAUAUUUCUGUUUUGGUGCGGGAAGCCUAAUUGGAAAGACCACAGUUAGCAAGCAGCAGCAGCAGCAGCAGCAGAGCCAGAGUUACAAGCUUCCAGUGGUUUCGGUAAUGUAGACGAGAAGAGGAGGGAAGACAAGCAACAAUGAUGUUGAGAUGUAACGUAGAAGAAGAGGAUUAAACUGAGUAGCAAGUGAUAAACUGUAUGAUGUAUGUUUCUGUAAAUUGAAACAAACUUAACUGAAUUAAGUAGCUAUGUAAUAUGCUUUAGUUUGGAAGUUUUGUUUGUUUUUGGAAACUCUGGUGAUGUAAAAUAAGAGAUGAAGGGGCCAUGUAUAAGUAUAACAUAGUGGUUGGGAUUAUAUGAUCAUUUCAAUAAUUAAGAGUCAACUUCAAGUAACUUGGUGGAAUA